AUGUUAAAUGUAACAUAUAGUUCUCAACGUGAAAUACGCCAUAAUCGUUGUCAAUUAUUAUUGCAUGAAAUUAAUUAUGACAAUUUUUUACGAACACGUAUUGCUUGUGUAAAGUCAAGUGUUCCACAACAAAUGCAACGUCCACGCCAUUUAGUCACACAUCAUCGUGUCCAUUUUGAUCAUAGUCAAAAUCUAACUGAGAUACAUCGUCAAAACAUGAUUUUAUGUAAUAAGAUCAUGCAUGCUUGGAAUACAAGUCAAAUUGAUUGUCAUAAUCAAUGUUAUACGCGUUAUCGUGUUAGUCAUUAUCGCUUAAAUCAAAAAACUUUUAAAAAUGCUGUUGAUAAAGAAAAUCGUCGACUUAUAUGUUCGUUACACCGUCGUCGAAAAACUUAUAUUUCAUCACAUGAACGUAAUGCAGCCUACAAAUCUUAUUUGGAUCACUUGAAGACACAAAAAAGAAUAUCGAAAUAUCCAAAAACUAAAAUAAAAAGUUCAUUUUACAAACAAAUAAUUGAGAAAAAUUUGCCAAGCUCAAUUUAUUAUUACUAUCCAGAUAUGUAUCGUAAAAUAGAUAAUCGUAAACUUGGAUGUUUUUCGCGUAAACGCAGUACACAUGAACGUUAUUCGACUUUACAUAAUUGUCGUUUUCCACAAUUUUCUCUACGUAUGGUAACUGUCGAGGAUAAUUUUAAUGAAAAAAACCUCGAUAGAGAAUGGCAAGAAUUAGUCGCCAAAGGAGAUGCAUUUCUUUCUCCUGAUCAAAAGAAAAAAUUGGCUCGACCUGUCUGUAUCGAUAGACUCAAUUAUUUGGAUAGUGGAGAUGCAUCGGAGUCGUGCAGAAAACCGUACUGUAUUAGUGAUUGUAUGAAAUACUAUGAUAUCAAAUGUUCACCAAUUUCUCAAUCACACAAUAUAGUUGAACAUCUACGACGAUGUAGAGAUGCUCCACCAAAUAAGAAGACAAUUGUUCAAAAAAUGUUAGAAAAAUCCACUCAAAAAGCUAUUUCUGUUUACGCACAACCAUUUCCCGACGUGCUAAUAGUUAAUAUGCCGAGAAAGUGUCAUUAUGAAGGCAAAUUAUCAAAAUCAUUAAGAAUAAAUCGUUUAGAAAAUGGACAGGAUAUACAUAGACAAUAUGGUUUAUCAAAAACAAAAACUUGUUGUACCAUACGCGGCCUUUCCCUUCAUAAACGGCAAGCAGAGCUUAUUUACAUUUAUAAUACAUACAGAAGACGAUCGACAGGAACAAAACGAUCUUUUAAUGCGAAACAGUAUGUGAAACAUCGGACAUUACCAGUAUCCGAUACUUCAGUUGACUUCAGAAAUGAAGUGGUUGAACAAAAACAGAGAAACAAAAAGACUGACGAGGAUCAAAAACUUUUCCAAUAUUUUUAA
Molecule: messenger RNA, 1398 nt
Organism: Didymodactylos carnosus
Lineage: Eukaryota; Metazoa; Rotifera; Eurotatoria; Philodinida; Philodinidae
Source: the annotation of a GenBank genome assembly